Chanos chanos (milkfish) is the source of this 1914-nucleotide messenger RNA. RefSeq names its product protein NLRC3-like. The record is from RefSeq and is a predicted model, not a curated record. Lineage: Eukaryota; Metazoa; Chordata; Actinopteri; Gonorynchiformes; Chanidae. The transcript has a single exon. The coding region runs from base 1 to 1914 and encodes 637 amino acids.
AUGUCUGAGUCAGAUGAUGUCCUGCUGAGAAUCAUUGAGGGUCAUAAAACCACCCUGAAAAAUAAGUAUGAGUGCUUAUAUGAAGGUGUCGCACUGAAAGAAAACCAAACCCUCCUCAACAGCAUUUACACAGAGCUCUACAUCACAGAGGGAGAGAGUGAAGGAGUGAAUGAGAAACAUGAGGUUUUACAGAUUGAAACAGCAUCCAGGAAAUGGGUUUCUCAAGACAAACCAAUCAGCAGCAAUGACAUCUUCAAACCCUUGUCAACCAACAGAACUAAAGAGCAGAAAAACACCUUAUCUACUGAGGAACCUGAAAGGGACAGACAAAAGCCAGAAAUCAGAACUGUCCUCACCAAGGGCAUUGCUGGAAUUGGAAAAACAGUCUCUGUGCAGAAGUUUAUUCUGGACUGGGCAGAAGGAAGGACCAAUCAGGACAUUGAUUUCAUGUUGGUUCUUCCUUUUAGAGAACUGAACUUGGUUAAAGAUGAACAGUACAGUCUUCAUGGACUCCUGUUAGAUUUUCACCCAGAGCUGAAAGACUUGGAUCCAAAGAAAUAUAAUGACUGUAAAAUGCUGUUCAUCUUUGAUGGUUUAGAUGAGAGUCGACUUCAGUUGAAUAUUCCUGAGAGGCUGUGUGAUGUGACCAAAACAUCAUCAGUGAAUAUACUGAUAUCAGACCUCAUCCAAGGAAAUCUUCUUCCCUCUGCACUCAUCUGGAUAACCUCCAGACCAGCAGCAGCCAGUCAGAUCCCCUCUCAGUUCAUCAGUCGUGUGACAGAAGUCCAAGGAUUCAGUGAUUCACAGAAAGAGGAAUACUUCAGAAAAAGAGUCAGUGAUGAGAGUCAAGCCAACAGAAUCAUCUCACACAUCAAGACAUCAGUGAGUCUCCACAUCAUGUGUCACAUCCCAGUGUUCUGUUGGAUUUCAGCCACUGUGCUUCAGGAAAUGCUGCGUCAAGACAAUGUUAAAGAGAUCCCUAAAACUCUGACUGAGAUGUACACACACUUCCUGCUCAUUCAGACUAAAAUGAAGAAGCAGAAAUAUGAGGACAAAGUUGAGACAGACUCAAAGAAUCCUCUGGAAUCAAACAAAGAGAUCUUUCUGAAACUUUCUAAACUGGCUUGUAAUCAGUUGCUGAGGGGCAAUGUCAUGUUUUAUGAAGAGGAUCUGAGAGAAUGUGACAUUGAUGUGAGUGAGGCCACAGUGUACUCUGGGAUUUGUACUGAGAUCUUUAAGGAGGAAUCUGUGCUUCGUCAGAAGAAGGUCUACUGCUUUGUGCAUCUGAGUGUUCAAGAGUUCUUUGCUGCUCUUUAUGUGUUUUACUGCUAUGUAAAUGAGACCAUGGAGGCACUGGAGUAUUUUGUGCCAAGAGAGAUCAAUGCAUCAGACAACAUAUUCAUGAAGGCAUUGGACUCUUUUCUGUUCAGAGGGAAGACAGACAUUGUUCCCUUGGAUGAGUUGCUAAAGAAAGCUGUGGAUAAAUCUUUGGAGAGUAAGGAUGGGCAUCUCGAUCUGUUUGUCCGCUUCCUUCAUGGCAUCUCACUGGAGUCCAACCAGAAACUCCUACAAGGUCUGCUGACACACACACAGAACAACCCAGAGAGCAUCAAGAAAAUAAGCCGUUACAUCAAAGAGUUAGAUAAAGAUGGUGUCCCGCCUGAGAGAUGGAUCAAUCUACUGCACUGCUUGACUGAAAUGAAUGAUCGCUCUCUCCAUGAAGAAAUUCAAGCUUUUGUCAAGUCUGAAAAUUACAGAACUAAACUCUCACUUGCACACUGCACAGCACUGGCCUACAUGUUUCUGAUGUCAGAGGAGGUGCUGGAUGAAUUUGACCUGAAGAAAUACAACACAUCAGAUGAGGGUCGUAGGAGACUGCUCCCAGCUGUGAGGUGCUGCAGAAAAGCUCUGUGA